Molecule: messenger RNA, 7748 nt
Organism: Thamnophis elegans (Western terrestrial garter snake)
Lineage: Eukaryota; Metazoa; Chordata; Lepidosauria; Squamata; Natricidae
Gene: ABCA4
Product: ATP binding cassette subfamily A member 4
Exons: 51
Coding region: 260-7351 (2363 amino acids)
Biological process (GO): transmembrane transport; lipid transport
Cellular component (GO): membrane; intracellular membrane-bounded organelle
Molecular function (GO): lipid carrier activity; ATP hydrolysis activity; ABC-type transporter activity
Source: RefSeq, a predicted model, not a curated record
GUUGCAGGGCGAUAAUAUUUGAAGAGCCACACUUUCAAACGUUAAACAAUCCAAUUUAAAGACCCUAAAGCAAAGCAUGUGUUGUGCCCAUCAGCAACUUGCACCUUGACAACAGAUGGAGCAGAUAUGGUUACUCAGCCAUAGUCAUUCCCACAAGGAUUCAGAGGCUUAUGUGAGAAGAUAAUAGCAACAUAUUUGUGGCCUCCAGACUUCAAAUGAUUUUUGGUCUUCAAAUUUGCGAUGUGGUCACUGCUUCAGAAUGAGUUUCUUCAGAAAGGUUAGACUUCUUCUAUGGAAAAACUGGAUACUGCGAAAACGGCAAAAACUUCGUCUGCUGGUUGAACUUCUAUGGCCGGUUUCUUUAUUUCUUGUCUUGGUAUGGCUGAGGAAAGUUACUCCGAUCUACCAGAAACAUGAAUGUCACUUUCCAAAUAAAGCAAUGCCUUCUGCAGGAACUCUGCCAUGGUUACAGGGCAUCUUUUGUAACAUGAACAAUCCAUGUUUCAAAAGCCCCACCCGAGGAGAAUCUCCAGGUGUCGUCUCCAACUAUAAUAAUUCCAUUUUAGCAAGAGUAUAUCAAGAUGCUCAAGAGGUAUUGCUUGAAAUCAGGGAAAGAGACUUGGGUAGAUUCUGGGAAGAGCUACGAACCAUGACCCAGUUUAUGGAAACAAUGAGGACCAACCCUGAAAAGAUUGCAGGAAGAGGAAUACGAAUCCAGGAUAUCUUAAAAAACGGAGAGAAUCUAACCAAGUUUCUGCUUGAAGAUGCAGGCCUUUCCGAUACUGUAGUCUACCACCUAAUUAAUGCCGUAGUGCGAAUUGAGCAAUUUGCCUUCGGUGUCCCAGACUUGACUUUGAAAGAUAUAGCUUGCAGCCAGAAGUUGCUGAAUCGUUUUAUUAUCUUCCGGAGUUCAAGUGGCUUUCAGGCUGUGCAUAGAGCAAUGUGUGCCCUUUCCCAGGAGAACUUGCAAAGAGUUGAAGACUCCUUAUAUGCAAACGUGGACUUCUUUAAGCUUUUCCAUUUGCUUCCCACUGUUUGGGACAAUAAUGCCCAAGGUGUUGACAUUGUGCUCUGGGGCCGAGUAUUUUCUAAUAUAUCUCAAGCAGUGCAAAAGUUAAUUCAUAGGCCAAGCGCUCAGGUGCUUUUAUCAACACUCCAACCACUUCUUCAAGAAGGAGAGCCAGCAUCCUUACCACAGUUGUUGAGUAUUUUAUCCAACCUGUUCUGUGGUUACCCAGAGGGAGGCGGAUCCAGAAUACUCUCUCUAAACUGGUAUGAAGACAACAAUUACAAGGCCUUCCUUGGCAUCGACGCUAAAGCAAAGGACUCCGUUUAUUUUUACGACAACUCAACCACACUCUUUUGUAAUCAGUUGAUACAAACCAUGGAAUCAAACACUUUAACCAAAAUAAUUUGGAGAACUAUGAAACCAUUGCUGAUAGGGAAAAUCCUCUUUGCUCCUGAUUCGCCUGCGGUACAGAAGUUACUGAAGAAUGCAAAUUCUACAUUUGAACAACUGGAGCGCUUGACAUUCUUGACUAAGGCAUGGAAAGAAGUAGGACCUCAACUGUGGAAUUUCUUCAAUGACAGUGUACAAAUGAACAUGAUCCGAGACACUUUGCAAAAUCCUACUGUGAAAAGUUUCUUAAGUGAACAAGGUCUAAAUGUGGAAGAUGCUACCAAUUUUCUCUAUAAUGGACCCCCAGAGAAAAGGAAGGAUGGUGUGAGGAAUUUUGAUUGGAGGGAUAUCUUCAGAAUGGCCAAUCAGACUUUCCAUAUGGCUUACCAAUACCUGGAGUGCUUGACCCUUGAUAAGUUUGAAGGCCUAGCUGAUGAAACUGAGUUGAUUUUUCAUGCUCGCUCUCUUCUGGAGGAGAACAAAUUCUGGGCUGCUGUUGUCUUUCUUGACGUGGAUGAAAGGGCUGACCAACUGCCCCCUCACGUGAAAUACAAGAUACGCAUGGAUAUUGAUGCUGUGGAGAAAACGAACAAAAUCAAAGAUAGGUACUGGGAUCCUGGCCCACGAGCUGACCCAGUGGAUGAUCUGCGCUACAUCUGGGGAGGAUUUGCUUAUCUGCAAGAUAUGAUCGAGCAAGGGAUCAUCAAAACCCAUACCCAUGUUGAUGUGCCUUCAGGGAUAUACUUACAACAAAUGCCCUAUCCUUGCUUUGUAGAUGAUGUCUUCAUGAUUACUUUGAUUCGUGCCUUUCCCCUCUUAAUGGUGCUGGCUUGGAUCUACUCCGCUUCCAUGAUCGUGAAAAGCAUCGUGUUGGAGAAAGAACUAAGGCUGAAGGAAGCCUUGAAGAGCAGAGGAGUCACCAACGGGGUGAUUUGGUUCACGUGGUUCUUGGACAGCUUCCUCAUGAUGACCGCGAGCACCUUCCUCCUGACGGCUCUCAUUACGUAUGGCAAAGUGCUUCGGUACUGCAACCCGCAAGUUCUCUUUCUGUUCCUGUUAACCUUCGCCACGGCAAGCAUCAUGCAGUGUUUUCUGCUCAGCACCUUCUUCUCCAAGGCUAACCUGGCAGCUGCCUGCAGUGGAGUCAUCUAUUUUACCCUCUACCUGCCCCAUAUCCUCUGCUUCAUUUGGCAGGAUUGGCUGCCUCUUAAGAUUAAGAUCAUAGUGAGCUUCCUUUCACCUGUGGCUUUUGGGUUCGGUGCAGAAUACUUGUCACGCUAUGAAGAACAAGGACUUGGAUUACAGUGGAAUAAUAUCCGAAGUAGUCCACUGGAAGGAGAUAAAUACAGUUUCUUGUUGUCUAUGGUGAUAAUGGUUUUUGAUGGCUUUGUCUAUGGAUUGCUUGCUUGGUACUUGGAUAAUGUCUUCCCAGGUCAAGUCAGCGCCUUAAAUCCUAACUUCUCUUCAUGGGAAAAGGUUUGCCUGCCUCUCAUUUUAAAUGCAGGUUUUUUUCUUCUUGUGAAAAGCUGCUUCGUGGAGCUGAGGAAUCUUGAGAACAACAUAGGAUAUGGCUUUGAAGACCGAGACUAUGGAAUUCCUCGGUCUUGGAAUUUCCCUUUGCAACGAUCUUAUUGGUUUGGGUUAGGACACCCAAAGACCCAGCAAAUAACAACUGGCGAUGACCCAGGUGUCAUUGACAUAAAGGCUGAAGAUGAAGAGGUGAGAAAUAGCAUGGCUGCUGAGCCUGUCCUGGGAGAGCACAAGACUGACAGCCUGAGGCAGGAGGAUAGUAAAGAAAAGAAAUGUAAACACAAAGGGAAAAAAGACUGCAAGGAACAGGGGAAACCUGAGACCACAGAGGCAAAAGACAAAGAUCACAUUCCUACAAAUCCAUAUUUUGAAGUGGAGCCCUCUGGCUUAAAGCCUGGCGUGAGCAUCCAGAAUUUGGUGAAGAUCUACCCCAAUUGUUCCAAGCCAGCAGUGGAUGGAAUGACCGUUACCUUCUACGAGGGCCAAAUCACGGCUUUCUUGGGCCAGAAUGGUGCAGGAAAGACAACAGUUAUGUCUAUCAUCACAGGUCUCUUCCCACCUACAUCUGGAACAAUAUUGAUUGAUGGAAUGGACAACCAAAUACACAUCGAUUCCAUCCAGCAGAGUUUAGGCAUGUGCCCCCAAAACAACAUCUUGUUCAACCACCUUACUGUUUCAGAACACAUCCAGUUCUACGCCCAGUUGAAGGGAAGAAGCAAAGCAGAGGCCAAAUUGGAAACGGAAAAAAUCCUCGAAGACAUUGGCCUACCACAUAAAAGGAACGAAGAGGCUCAAAACCUGUCAGGGGGCAUGCAACGGAAACUAUCUAUCGCCAUUUCUUUUGUGGGUGAAGCAAAAGUAGUACUUCUAGAUGAGCCUACAUCUGGAGUGGAUCCCUACUCCAGACGCUCUAUUUGGGAUCUCCUUCUGAAAUAUCGCUCAGGCAGAACCAUCAUACUGUCUACCCAUCAUAUGGACGAGGCAGAUAUCCUUGGAGAUCGCAUUGCCAUCGUUUCCCGGGGAAAGCUGCACUGCUCUGGAUCACCUGUCUUUUUAAAGAACUCCUUUGGGUCAGGCUUCUAUCUCACCUUGGUUCGCAAGAGGAAAAGCGUGGAAAAUGGUCAAAAGGAUGUAGCCUCCUGUAGCCUAGGAUCCAGGUGUUCCUGUACCUGCUCCAGCUGCUGUGCCUCGGUGGACAAAGGGCAUACUGUUGAAGAGGAACUAGAAGGUAAUGUGAACGAACUAAAUGAGAUUGUCCACCAUCACGUUCCGGAAGCACAGUUAAUCGAAAACAUUGGCCAGGAACUCGUCUACCUUCUGCCAAAUAAGAAUUUUAAGGAGCGUGCCUAUUCCGGCCUUUUCAGAGAAUUAGAGGAAACCUUGGCUGACGUGGGACUCAGCAGUUUUGGGAUCUCAGAUACACCCCUUGAAGAGGUUUUCUUGAAGGUUACAGCCGAGGCUGACCUUGAAAUACCCAACACAGGAACCGACCAGGAGAAUGUUGCUGCGGGAGGCAAAGAAGGAACCCCGCAAAGAUCUUCAACAAACAGCUGUGCUUCUCUGGAUGGAGACAAGAGCGAUGGCAAAGGAUCUCGGCAAAAUAAAGGCGCCCAGCUUAUACUUCAGCAGAUCAACGCUCUUCUCAUCAAACGUUUCCAUCAUACCACCCGUAGUAUUAAAGACUUCUUGGCUCAGAUUGUUCUACCUGCUAGCUUUGUGUUGCUGGCUCUGAUAUUUACAGUCAUCAUCCCUCCAUUUGGUGAAUAUCCCAGUCUAACCCUCCACCCUUGGAUCUAUGGACAUCAAUUUACUUUCUUCAGCAAUGAACAGCCUGGCAGUGAACUUAUGGUUUCUCUUCGUGAUGCCUUUUUAAAGAAACCAGGAUUUGGAAAUCGGUGCUUGAAGAGUGAACCUCUUUAUAACUACUCUUGCAUUGCUACAUCAAUGGCCUGGAGGACACCAACUGUCCCUUAUCAUGUGUCUGCCCUUUUUCGGACUAAGACAUGGAGUCCUGACAACCCCUCACCUGCGUGUGAAUGCAGCACUAGGAAGAAACUCACUAUGCUGCCAGUGUGUCCACUAGGAGCAGGAGGUCUUCCUCCACCACAGAGGGUUCAACAUAGUACAGAAAUUCUUCAGGAUCUCACUUACCGAAAUAUUUCUGAUUUCUUGGUGAAAACAUAUCCCACCCUAAUAAGAAGCAGCUUAAAGAGUAAAUAUUGGGUCAAUGAGCAAAGAUAUGGAGGAAUUUCCAUUGGAGGGCAACUUCCACUACCACCUGUUACCGGAGAUAAAAUUAUUGAUUUUAUGAAAGACGUUGGUCGAAUGAUGAAUAUAACAGGGGGUGAAAUAACAAGGAUUGCUGCUAAAGAAAUGCCAACUUUUCUUAAAUAUAUGGAAACUGAGCACAAUAUUAAGGUGUGGUUUAACAAUAAAGGCUGGCAUGCUGUGGUCAGUUUUCUCAAUGUAGCCAACAAUGCAAUUCUCAGAGCCAAUCUCCAACAAAAUAAGGAUCCAGAAGAAUAUGGCAUAACUGCCAUUAACCAUCCACUGAACCUCACGAAGGAUCAGUUGUCUGAAAUCACUGUGCUAACCACCUCAAUAGAUGCCCUCGUGUCCAUCUGUGUGAUAUUCGCCAUGUCUUUCAUCCCAGCAAGCUUUGUCUUAUAUCUGAUCCAAGAACAAGUGGCGAAAACCAAGCAUCUCCAAUUUGUCAGUGGCGUGAGCCUUUUUAUUUACUGGUUCACCAACUUCCUUUGGGACCUAGUGAAUUAUAUAGUGAGUGCUGGCUUAGUGGUGGCAAUAUUCAUGAAUUUCAAAAAGAAAGCGUACACAUCGCCAACCAAUCUUCCUGCACUUAUAAUAUUGCUGUUGUUAUAUGGAUGGGCCAUAAUUCCUAUGAUGUACCCUGCAUCCCGCUAUUUUAACGUCCCUAGCACUGCCUAUGUUGUCUUGUCCUGCAUUAAUCUCUUCGUUGGUAUUAACACCAGUGCCAUUACAUUUAUUCUGGAUCUCUUUGAAAAUAAUGCUCCUCUCCUAGAAUUCAACCAAACAUUAAAAAAAAUAUUUUUGAUCUUUCCUCAUUUCUGCUUGGGUCGUGGACUCCUUGACUUAGCCAUAAACCAAGCUGUGACCGAUGUCUAUGCGCGUUUUGGAGAAGAACGUGCCUCGAAUCCAUUGUCCUGGGAUUUCGCUGGAAAAUACAUGUUAACCCUGGCAGUGCAGGGUGUGGUCUAUUUCAUUCUGAAUCUUCUUUUACAACGCCGUUUCUUGUCUACAAGAUGGUUUCUACAAAAUACUCUGGGACCUAUUAUGGAAGAAGAUGAGGAUGUUGCAGAAGAAAGGAAGCGAAUAAUGAAAGGAGACAGCCAAAGCUAUAUUUUGAAAUUGCACGAAUUGACUAAGAUAUAUGCAGGAAGACGUAUACCAGCAGUAGACAGACUCUGCGUGGGUGUUCGGCCAGGAGAGUGCUUUGGUCUCUUGGGUGUGAAUGGUGCUGGUAAGACCACAACGUUCAAAAUGCUGACUGGAGAUAUUAAAGUAACAUCAGGAGAUGCUGUUGUGGUUGGCCAUAGCAUAUUGACCCAAAUCUGGGAUGUUCACCAAAACAUGGGCUAUUGCCCACAAUUCGAUGCUAUUGAUGAACUACUGACAGGAAGAGAACAUUUGUUUCUCUAUGCCCGUCUCCGUGGUGUCCCAGAAGCUGAAGUUAAGAAGGUGGCAGAGUGGGGAAUUCAGAAACUUGGUCUGUCGCAAAAUGCAGAUCAGUUGGCAGGAACGUACAGUGGUGGCACCAAGCGGAAACUUUCCACUGCUAUUGCAUUGAUAGGUUGCCCUCCCUUAGUCCUGCUAGACGAACCAACUACGGGAAUGGACCCUCAGUCCCGACGCUUCUUAUGGAAUUCAAUUUUCAGUGUGAUCAGAGAUGGAAGAGCUGUGGUUCUUACCUCUCACAGCAUGGAAGAAUGUGAAGCGCUCUGUACGCGUAUAGCUAUCAUGGCUAAAGGCACCUUCAAAUGUCUGGGCACAAUCCAGGAACUCAAAUACAAAUAUGGAGAUGGCUACAUUGUUACCCUGAAAAUCAAGGCACCUAAACUUGGAUUACUUCCGGAUCUCAACCAAGUAGAACAAUUCAUGUGCCAGAACUUUCCAAGAGGGAUACAGAGAGAAAAACACUAUAACAUGCUGCAGUAUCAAAUAUGUACCUACUCAUUGGCCAAGAUCUUUAGGUUGAUUCUCUCCAACAAAGAGAACCUAAAUAUUGAGGAAUACUCUAUCUCACAAACGACCCUAGAUCAGGUUUUUGUGAAUUUUGCUAAACAGCAGAUGGAGGAUGAGGAGAUUCCUCUACACCCUCGUGCAGCUGGAGCUAAUAGAGAGAUGAAAGUGACUCCUGUUGUCUAUCGGCACAUAAGCAGAUAAAAGCUGUGUGGCAGCUACGCCAACAUUUCCAGUUGCUGAGAACUAGCCCUUGACAGCAAUCUUCCAAACUUUAAAGAAAGUGGAAUAACGUUACAGAUUCUUAGUAAGAACCAGAAAGGGGUGGGGGGGGGCAGUGAACCCUAAUCUGACAGAUGCAUCGCUUAUGGGUGAGAAUAGCCCACACUACCUGCUAUGUAUUGGCCAAACGUUACAGACAAAUGGGAAACUUUUAAUUUUUCAGUUAUCUUGGUUUACGGCAUUCUGACCAUUUUUAUUCAGGACAAACAUUUACGCCAGACCCACUUUGGACAGUUCAAAUCCUUAAAACAGCAGCUGUGAUGGUGCAGUGGUUAGAAUGCAGGACUGCUGCAGGCUACUUCUGCUGACUGCCAAUUGC